CCUUACGAAAAUGCCAAAUAAAUGUUUCAGUGUUUUUCAAGACUCAUGUAACUGGUUACAUCAUCAUCUAGUGAAGUAAACGCCAUGGGGAGGCGUAUUAUUGUUCUGCUAUUAUAUAGUUAACAGAAAAAGUAAAAAAGAAAAAAGCUAAAAAAUUAAACAAACUAAUGGUAUUCGGUUCAAUAUCUUCUCUUUCCAGAGCAGCUAAUGAUGGUACUCUCGAGCAUCUAUUAACGGUGACCGAUAUAGAAUCUGCUACUGAUAAUGAUGAUAAUCAAUACAAGUUUAGAAUACGGAAUUUGACUAGAGAAACUGAUGGCGGAGCGAAAAUACUUAACGGAGUUAACUUGGAUGUACCAAAAGGUGUUAUCGUUGGGAUUGUGGGACCUAGUGGUAGCGGAAAAUCUACGUUUUUAAGGUCGUUGAAUCGCCUGUGGGAGCCACCGCCUGGUACGGUGUUUCUUGAUGGCUGUGAUAUCCGCGACCUUGAUGUUCUCAGUCUUCGCCGUAAGGUUGGCAUGCUUUUCCAGAUUCCGGUUCUUUUUGAAGGCACCAUUGCAGAUAACAUACGAUAUGGCCCACAACUGAGGGGGAAGAAACUUUCUGACAAUGAAGUUCACAAAUUGCUGAUCCUUGCUGACCUUGAUUCUUCCUUUCACAAGAAAAAUUAUGGUGAAUUAUCUGUAGGUCAAGCUCAAAGGGUUGCUCUUGCUAGGACUCUGGCUAACGAACCAGAGGUUUUGCUGCUAGAUGAGCCAACAAGUGCAUUGGAUCCAAUAUCAACACAAAACAUAGAAGAAGUUAUUGUGAAACUGAAGAAGAAUCAGGGAAUGACAAUUGUGAUGGUCUCUCACAGUAUCAAACAGAUUCAGAGAGUUGCUGAUGUGGUUUGCCUUCUCGUAAAUGGAGAAGUUGUUGAAGUUUUGAAACCCAAUGAACUCUCAGAAGCCAAGCAUCCCAUGGCACAAAGGUUUCUUCAACUCAGCUCUUGAGACCUUUUGCUGUUCUUGUAUAAUCUCAUGACGUUUGGAAUUCAAGUCAUUAUGCCAAUAAGUUAUUUCUAUCAUUCCAGACUUGUUUCUGGAAUUCUCAGAUCGGUCAUCUACAAACUCUGAAAAUAUGUUGCUUUUCUUUUGUUUCAUUUUAAUAUAUGUUAGAAAUAUUAAGAAAUUUCCACAUGCAUUUGAACUUCCGCAUGAAUGAAUUUUCUUUUUUAGCCUUA
Messenger RNA from Ricinus communis (castor bean), 1222 nucleotides. RefSeq names its product ABC transporter I family member 17. Bases 168 to 992 code for a protein of 274 amino acids. Gene Ontology annotation, molecular function: phosphate transmembrane transporter activity; ATP binding; ATP hydrolysis activity. The transcript is spliced from 4 exons. Lineage: Eukaryota; Viridiplantae; Streptophyta; Magnoliopsida; Malpighiales; Euphorbiaceae. Gene Ontology annotation, cellular component: membrane. The record is from RefSeq and is a predicted model, not a curated record. Gene Ontology annotation, biological process: phosphate ion transmembrane transport.